Messenger RNA from Ostrea edulis (European flat oyster), 5040 nucleotides. RefSeq names its product hemicentin-1-like. The record is from RefSeq and is a predicted model, not a curated record. The coding region runs from base 652 to 1944 and encodes 430 amino acids. Lineage: Eukaryota; Metazoa; Mollusca; Bivalvia; Ostreida; Ostreidae. The transcript has 14 exons.
UGCGACAUUGAGUGCUCUUGCAAUAAAUGGUCAGGAAUUGAUUAUUACCGAUGCAAUUACGUCACGUAUUCAAAAUCGAGGCAUACACGCAAGUGUGGUUUUUGGAACUGGAGAAGAUGUCCAUAUUACAGGAAGUCUAAAAGUACAAAAUCCAGGUGGUGCAGUCGGACAUGUCCAGUUCAUGGUAGAUGGGGAAAUCGGGGGUCCUGGAAGAAGAACGGAAAAUGUAGUAAAUCGUGUGGCUAUGGAACACAGAGAUACUACCAAACCAGGGCUUGUAUAGGACCAAAACACGGAGGCAGACCAUGUAGAGGGGCAACGGUCCAAUAUAAAAGCCAGACCUGUCUGAUUCGUCAUUGUCCAGUUCAUGGCAGAUGGGGGAAUUGGGGGUCCUGGAAGAAGAACGGAAAAUGUAGUAAAUCGUGUGGCUAUGGAACACAGAUAUACUACAAGACCAGGGCUUGUAUAGGACCAAAACACGGAGGCAGACCAUGUAGAGGGGCAACUGUACAAUAUAAAAGCCAGUCCUGUCUGAUUCGUCAUUGUCCAGUGAAUGGGAAAUGGACUCAAUUCGGACCAUUUACAAAGUGGACACCCUGUAAUAUCACAUGUGGCGAUGGUAUUACUACUAGACAACAGGUCUGCAGCUGUAUGAAUCCCUCUCCUGCCCAUGGAGGCAGGCAGUGUUCAGGAUCAGAGAUCAACAUGGAAAGGAAACCCUGCAAUUCUAAACCCUGCCUAGUUAAUGGAAAAUGGACUGGUUUUGGGGCAUCUACAAAUUGGACUCCCUGUAAUGUCACAUGUGGCGGAGGCACCACCACGAGAAAACAGGUCCGCACGUGUACAAAUCCUGCUCCGGCCCACGGUGGAACACACUGCUCUGGGUCAAGUGUUAAAAUUGAAAAGAGGGAUUGUAAUUUGAAUCCAUGUCCAGUCAAUGGAAAAUGGAUUUUGUUUGGAUCUUUUACAAAGUGGACACCCUGUAAUGUCACAUGUGGCGGUGGUAUAACUACUAGACAACAGGUCCGCAGCUGUACGAAUCCCUCCCCUGUCCAUGGCGGCAAACAGUGUUCAGGAUCAAAGAUCAACAUGGAGAGAAGAGCCUGUAAUUCUAAACCCUGUCCAGUUAAUGGAAAAUGGACUGAUUUUGGUGCUUUUACAUAUUGGACUUCCUGUAAUGUCACAUGUGGCGGAGGCACCACCACAAGAAAACAAGUCCGCACGUGUACAAAUCCUACUCCUGCCCACGGUGGAACACAGUGCUCUGGACCAAGUGUUAAAGUUGAAAAAAAGGAUUGUAAUUUGAAUCCAUGUCCGGUAAAUGGAAAAUGGACUUUGUUUGGAUCAUUUACAAAGUGGACACCCUGUAAUGUCACAUGUGGUGGUGGUAUAACAACUAGACAACAGGUCUGCAGCUGUACGAAUCCCUCCCCUGUCCAUGGCGGCAAACAGUGUUCAGGAUCAGAGGUCAACAUGGAAAGAAAACCCUGCAAUUCUAAACCCUGUCCAGUUAAGGGGAAAUGGACUGAUUUUGGUGCAUUUACAAAAUGGACUUCCUGUAAUGUCACAGGUGGCGGAGGCACCACCACAAGAAAACGGGUCCGUACCUGUACAAAUCCUACUCCUGCUCACGGUGGAACACACUGCCCUGGACCAAGUGUUAAAAUCGAGAAGAAGGAUUGUAAUUUGAAUCCAUGUCUGGUUGACGGCAUUCUAUUAUCUUGGGGCAGCUGGGUGUUAUCAAAGAGCUGUAGUACAACAUGUGGAAAUGGUUCGAAAGUUUAUGAGAGAAAACGUGUUUGUACACCACACACGUUUGGGGGAAAACCGUGUUCGGGAAAAAUUAGGGAAACGAAGACAUCAAAGUGUUUCCAAAGACAUUGCCAGUUGAAGGGAAAUGGUCUCCAUUUGGACCCUUUUCAAGCUGGACAACAUGUAAGGUGACAUGUGGUGGUGGUUUUAUGUCAAGACAACGGGUUCGUAAUUGUACUAAUCCAGCACCUGCUUAUGGCGGAAAACCGUGUUCCGGAUCGAAGACUAACUCCGAGACAAAAAGCUGCAAUAUAAACUCUUGUCCAAUCGAUACAACACCAUCGACAACUGCUGAACCAGAAGUGAGUGGGGGGAAAUCAAAGACAACAUCGGGUAAAAUGGCUGAAUUGACCACGAUGUCCAAUACUGUCACAUCAAUAGACAAGGUACCAAAGUUGAAACUAAAUGGCACAACCGAAUCUCCUGAUAAGAAAACAGGGUUAACAAUUCCAACCACUGUUGCUGAUAGCUCUGAGGAGAAAACUACAAUAUCUAAUAUUGAGAUAACUAACGGGAAGACAUUGAAUGCGGUAGUAAAUACUACCGGUAUAUCUCCCAAAGACAAUGUGAAAACAUCAACUUCAAAUCCAAUAUUACCCACUCCUAUAUCAACGGUAACCCCCGAGUUAGGAAAAAGCGGAAAAACAACCUGGAAAACUCUAGAUAACCAAUUGAAGAUUACUACUUCAAACGUGAUGUCAUCUGCGAAAGCACCAAAUACCACUGCACCACGCAAGCCAACAAAACUGAAAUGCAUUCAUGGAGCUUCGAGGGCUGACCCAAAUAGUUGUGGGAAUUAUUUUCUCUGCAAUCACGGAACAGAAACUCGAAUGUCGUGUCCAAUUGGAACAUUCUGGGAUGAAGUGACCAAGAACAGAAAUAUUAUUCCAAACGUCAUCCUUCUCUACAAAUGUAUUAGAGUGCUUUAUACAUGGAUUACUGUGUAGUCAAUAACACAUUUUAGAGAAAACGUUUCUCUUAAACGUUUGAUAAACAAUGACGGACAACUCUAGAAUUGACAAAUGUUGCACAGCCUUUUCCGCUUUAGUUAUAUACCAAUUACUAGAGUUUGUUCACACGAAAUAAAUGAAUAAAAGAAUCGACAUUUUGGUUAGUUUCGAUGUUUAAAUGGAGUAAGAAUCCACAUUGAAUUAACCCACACUAUACAUUUCAGAAACAAAUAGGAAUUUUUACCCAACCUCAAAUCUGAAGGAGUUUUACCCCGUGGGUUUUUCCAGAGAACCCAGUUGUGUUUUUGUAGGGUUUUCUGUGGAAAUGUUUAAGAACACAAAACCCGAUGGAAUCUUUUAUUUGACUUCACAUAUCUCAAACAUAGCUAAUAAUAUUAAUUGUUUCAUUUGUUUGUUUAUUUCAUGCGAAGAAACCCCAUGCAUUGGUAAUAUAAUUCGACAAUUAAAACAUCUAGAGUAACAUAUUUUUUCUACAAAUAGAACUGUGAUAUCACUAUAUACUAAAGCUGUCAAACUCAUAUGUACUCGGACUCGUUUCCGAGCAAAUUAUUCAUUUGGGAAAACUCCCAAAUACAUGUAUCUAUUUAGUUUCAAUUUAGUAUCAAUACCAUUAAAGAAAAUGGUUUGGAUGUUCUACACAGACACUAUGUACCAAGUUUGGCCCCGCCCUAGAGUCAGAAUAUCUACCAAGGGGGUCAUGAAAUUCACAAAUUUGGUAGAACAUCUUUCUGUUCUAUGUCACUAUGCAUUUAGUUUUUCAUUAAGAUAUGCGGUUAUAGAGAAGAAUAUUUUUGAAACUUUGUCCAGUUUUUGUCCUGACCCUAAGGCCCCAUUGGUGUAGAAAUCAUGAAAUGUACAAUGUAACCCCCUCCCCCGUCCCAGAAAUGCUUCAUACCAAACUUGAAAAGAAUUGGAAUGGUAGUUAUCAAGAAAAUAAAUAUGUUCUAUUGUUCACAUAUUCAAUAACAAACCAUUUUGGCCCCAUCCUGAUACCAAAACAUCUACCCCUGGGAUAAUCAAAUUUGCGAUUUUGGUAACGGACUACCUGUUCUUUCUAAAUAUCCAUUUAGUUUUAAUUUCGUAUCAAUAGCACUAAAAAGAUGUUAUUAUUGUCCUUUUAUUGUCGUCCACAAAUGACAAGAUAUGUAAAUGAAUGCAAUUGUUUUGCUUUAGUUAUGAAAACUUCGUAAAAAGUGACAUAUUCUGCGCUUGUAAACUACGUAAAUAUACGUAAAGGUAUGUACAAUAGUUUCAUUUGAGCCAUGAUACAUGUAGGUUUUACGGUGACAAAUACAAUGGCUGCAACUCUUUUUUUUUUUGAACACAGAAAUAUGACGUCACACACAUCUAGAAACACACAAAAGUCACAUGGUACACUAAAUUUACACUAGUUAAUGGCAAACUCCUCCGUCGAUGUUUCAUGGUAUAUAGAUUUGGUUUGUGUACAAACAAAUAUUGGCGGAAGUUUGUAGCUGAUAGUAGUUCUGUUUCUCAAUUGUUCAAGCUUAGACAAUACUAUUAGACAUUUCAGAGAAAAUUUCCAAUGAGUAUGUUCCAGAUAUUAUCGCAGUUACCUACAUGUAUGCUUGCUAAUUUUCAUGACACGUACUAAAUUAGUUUCGCUACGAUUCACCAGACGGACAAGUUACAUGUAUGUAAAAUUAGGACUUCCUAUGUGAUGAUGAAUUCACUUAAAGAUUCUAUACCGUAUUGAUAAUUUUAUGGACUGCGACUCACUAAUCCAGCAAGCAAUGCAAACGCACUGGUGAACACAAAUCCUGUCAUAGCUACAUGAAAGGUGAAGAUAACGAACAGUGAUCAGUAUGAUAACUCCUAUAAGCAAUAAAAAAUAGAGAGUUGGACAAACACGGACCCCUACGUGUAGCUGAAGAAUAUUGAAUUCCGGUUUUGAGGUUAUUCUUUCGACCCCGUACCGUCUGAUCACAAUCAUAUACAACAGAAACGCGACCUAUGUAAUAGUGUAAUGUUAAAAUUUUGUGAAGUCAAAUCGUACGAAACAAAAUUCCCCUAAACAGGUAAACAUUCAUUUAAAAACGACAAUGAUGAAGAUCAAUAGAUGAAAGGCGAAGAUAACGAACAGUGAUCAACCUCACAGCUCCUAUAAGCAAAAUAGAGUAGAUGUAGCGUAUAUCACGUCACAUUUUAGUUGAUCAUCCUAAUUAUCAUUUAUUUGAAUUUCAAACAUAUUAGUUAAUAUUUAAUAGUUAAUAUUUGUGAAAAACAACAUCUUCCUACC